CCGCUGCAUGCUCGAAGGAUUCGCUCGUGCCAUCAUUCAGUCGCGCGGACUCGAAGCCGCAGGGAUCUUCGCGGGAUGUCGUCCUUCGUGUUGCAGGGGAGAUGGUGCGAUCUUCUGUGCUUACUGUGCUACCUGGUCGCGCAACAUAGCGCCGUCGCGGACGAGAACAGACCUUACGAGUUUUCCUUCAACAUAGUCGAUUUUCAACAUAGAUUCGAGAAGAAAGAUGCCGAAGGGCUCAUUACCGGGGAAUACGGUUUCAUCACGGCCGAUGGUGUUUAUCACGAGACUGGCUAUAAAACCGACAAAAAUGGGGACUUUAUUAUCACGAGGCAGAGGAACCGGAAAAUAACGAGUUUGAAGGACGCGCAAGAGAUAUUCAAAGAUAGGCCGGAAGCAGCGAAGAAAUUAAUCGAAGCCGUGAUGAAGGCCUGCAGCGGUUGUAAAUUACCAAUAAAGCAAGAGAACGAUAGGCCGAAGCCUAUCAAGUUAGUUACAGAGCCGCCGCCGCAGAAGAAGAUGGAUCCGAUAUUGAAGCAGAUGAUGAAGGUGUUGACAGCCAACGCGCCCGCUAAGAGUAUCUCAGUGGAGAAGAAUAAAAUCAUCAGGAAGGAAAACGUUACGAAAAGCAUGGUGCGGGCUGCGAAGAAACUGUUGACCGAGGAAGAUAAAGUCGCCGUGAACGACCGAGUUCUGGAGAAAAUGGCGAACGACCUGUAUUAUCAGUUUAACUACACGAUAACGUCGCACGGCCACCACGAGGAGGGAUAUCGCGACGGAAGAAAGGACGGCAGCUAUCGAUCUCAAAACGAAAACGGUAUCGACACGCAUGUCAGGUAUCUGUCCAACGAAUUCGGGCAUCAGCCCAACGUAACGUUCGUCCCGCAGGUGAGCGCGCCCGACGAGAAGCAUGCUCUCAAAGGAUAUUCGUUUCGUUGGUAUUGGUCGUGAAUUCGCGACUUUAUGCAACGCCGAUAUUUUAACCCAGAUUUGUUACGGAAUACGCUAACGCUUAUUUAAAUAACGUGAGCCACGUCUAGAGAUUCACAAUUUCUGACUUUUCAAGUUUACCGUCGUAAAUAAACAACCUACCGCGAUUACCGUAAUUUAUGACAAAGUGAAUAAUUUGCUGAUCAAGAUAAUAAAAGAGAUAUGAAUAUUCGGCUAAUCUCCUUUAAAAUAUCGUAAAAUAAUUCGUUUUUGGAAAUGUAAUUUUAUACUCGUCGUUUUUCUUCUUCUUAAUUAUCUCUUGGACACGGCUUUAUAACAUGUACUAAAAGUAUGAUUUAGAUUAAGUUACAUUACAAGUUCGAAAUAAAUAAAAGUACUACGAUAUAACACAAAUCUUUUCAAAUUUACUCUCAAUGCCUCGCGAUUCAUUGAAAAGCACUCUGGGAAAAAAAAAGACAGUUAGGGUAAGCGAACCUAUUUCGGAACACUUUUUAAAAAACUUGCUGUAUCUUUUACAUAAAAUCUUCUAAAACAAAUCUGAUAUAUGCUAGUUAAGAAGUCAUCCUUUAACUAUUAAUUAGGCAUAAAUCAAUAUUUGAAGAAGACUUUGUUUUUAAAUGGCGGACAAUCAAUUCAAGUACUAAAUUUGUUCCGAAUAGGGUUAACCUGCACUUAAUUCGGAACAGCUGUUUUCAUGUACAGCCGCAUUUCGCAACAACAUAGU
Molecule: messenger RNA, 1675 nt
Organism: Vollenhovia emeryi
Lineage: Eukaryota; Metazoa; Arthropoda; Insecta; Hymenoptera; Formicidae
Gene: l(3)mbn
Product: protein lethal(3)malignant blood neoplasm 1
Exons: 5
Coding region: 76-951 (291 amino acids)
Cellular component (GO): chitin-based extracellular matrix
Molecular function (GO): structural constituent of chitin-based larval cuticle
Source: RefSeq, a predicted model, not a curated record